GUAUUAUUUACUCCACUUUUAGUUGAACGCAACGAAACCCUACGGCGCGUGUUGAGAAUCGUAGUCGUGAAAAUCAAACCAAAAUCAUAGAAAGCCCGCGAAUCUGCAUCGGUAUAUCUUGGGCCUCAAGCUAUAGUCGGAAUGGGUACACCAUUGGUAGCAGGACUUGCAGUUGCUGCUGCUGCUCUUGCUGGUAGAUAUGGAAUUCAGGCUUGGCAAGCAUUCAAGGCAAGACCACCUACAUUACGCAAGUUUUAUGAAGGUGGUUUCCAGCCCACAAUGACAAGGAGGGAAGCAGCUCUUAUUCUUGGAAUCAGGGAAAGCACUCCAGCAGAUAAGGUCAAGGAAGCACAUAGGAAGGUGAUGGUUGCAAAUCACCCUGAUGCAGGUGGCAGCCAUUACCUUGCCUCAAAAAUUAAUGAAGCAAAGGAUAUGAUGCUUGGAAAGACCAGAGGAAGUGAGUCAGCCUUUUGAUGACCCUAAUUUGUCCCGUCUCUGCAUUGUCCUUCCACCAAAUUUCUAAGGAAGAAUAGUUUUAAGAGUGAGAAACUCCUGUAGUUGAACGUCUUCACCCUUUUCAGAUGACCAUGGUGUCCUAGUAUUCAUACCAAAUCUUUUUGAGUAAUAAAACAGAAAGUGAGGGGUUUUUGUUCAAUCAAUUCUUUCAGACCCAAUAGUUGUACAUUAUUUGGAAAGUUCAGUGCCCUUUAUUGAGUGUGAGAAACACCUGCGGGCUGACUUUUCACGAGUGUAACACAAUCAAAUAUUGAUUGCCAUUAUGAAGCUUAGCAUGGUGCAGUUUGCUUGUAUGUGAAACAAUUUCCUCCUGCUUUAGCUUAAAUACGAGAAGCCAACGUGCAUGUGUUUGGGCA
Vitis riparia (riverbank grape) is the source of this 872-nucleotide messenger RNA. RefSeq names its product mitochondrial import inner membrane translocase subunit TIM14-1-like. The record is from RefSeq and is a predicted model, not a curated record. The transcript is spliced from 3 exons. Gene Ontology annotation, cellular component: PAM complex, Tim23 associated import motor. Gene Ontology annotation, biological process: protein import into mitochondrial matrix. Gene Ontology annotation, molecular function: ATPase activator activity. NCBI's taxonomy places the organism in Eukaryota, Viridiplantae, Streptophyta, Magnoliopsida, Vitales, Vitaceae. The coding region runs from base 142 to 474 and encodes 110 amino acids.